UCCGAGCCGGGGAGAUGGAGCCGGCAGCCGCGGGGAAAGGCUCGUCCGCGGGUGGCCAAGCGGCCGGCGGGGCGCAGGAGGCCGGGACGCCGCAGCGCUGGGAGGAAGCCAGGACUUUCUAUGACAGCCUGACCCCUAAAAAGAAACCCAAACCACCAAAGCCUGAGAAUGCAAUAACAAUCGCAGUCUCCUCGCGGGCUCUGUUCCGCAUGGAGGAAGAGCAGAAGAUUUACACAGAGCAAGGGGUGGAGGCAUAUGUGAAAUACCAGCUGGACCAUGAGAAUGAACCCUUCCUACCCGGCGCUGCCUUCCCAUUUGUCAAGGCCCUUGAAGCUGUCAACACUCAGUUGCGAGAGCUCUACCCCGACAGCGAAGAACUCUUUGAUAUUGUCCUCAUGACCAAUAACCACGCCCAGGUCGGGGUCCGCCUGAUCAACAGCAUCAAUCAUCACAAUCUGUUCAUCGAGAGGUUCUGCAUGACGGGAGGGAACAGCCCCACUUGCUACCUGAAGGCCUAUCACACCAACCUGUACCUCUCCUCUGACGCCGAGAAAGUGAGUGAGGCCAUUGAAGAGGGAAUCGCUGCGGCCACCAUGUUCAGCCCCAGCAAAGACGUGAAAGUGUCGGAGAACCAGCUGCGGGUGGCAUUCGAUGGGGACGCCGUCCUCUUCUCGGACGAGUCGGAGCAGAUUGUGAAGGCGCACGGCCUCGACAUGUUCUUUGAACACGAAAAGGCUUACGAGAACAAGCCACUGGCCCAGGGGCCGCUGAAAGGAUUUCUGGAAUCCCUCGGGAAGCUGCAGAAGAAGUUCUACUCCAAGGGUCUGAGACUGGAGUGUCCGAUUCGCACCUACCUGGUCACUGCCCGGAGCGCUGCCAGCUCUGGGGCUCGGGCCCUAAAGACUCUCCGCAGCUGGGGACUAGAAACCGACGAAGCCCUGUUCCUGGCAGGGGCCCCCAAGGGGCCGCUGCUGGAGAAGAUCCGUCCGCACAUCUUCUUCGACGACCAGAUGUUCCACGUGGAGGGGGCGAAGGAGAGUGGCACCAUCGCGGCCCACGUCCCAUACGGCAUAGCGCAGAAGCAGAGGCGGAUGGCGCAAGAGAAACAAACCAAGAACAGCAAGUAGCAUUGCUGGUGGUGACUGCAGGUGCUCGCUGGUUGGGUAGCUACCCAAGCCAUCCCUGACCAGGGCACCAUGCAUGGAUUGAUAUCCAAGUCUGCAGGGGCUGAGCGUCUUUGUUGAUUAGUAUUGAAGCUGCAGGUGCCUUGUCUGGGUGGGUUGAAGGAAAGGUUUCCUUUUGCCUGUGUGUGUUGCACUUUAUUGACUGUCUCUGACCCUCCAGCCCCAUAUCACCCCCCAUGUCCCCUCCAUAAAGGUAGGAAGGGUCAACCAAGGCCUAAACCUACCUCUGCUACCUUUGCUCCUGCAUCUCAGCAUCAGCCAUUGCUGACUUGUGCCACAUUGGCUGUCACCUCAUCUCCACACCUGCCUCAGAACCCUCAUGCCUAAGCCCAGCACCAGCCAUCCUGAUCCUGCUAUGCCUCCUCUGUGUUUCCAGGGCCCAUAAAAACCCAGAGGUGCUCGCGCUUAAGUUUUGCACCAGAUGUUGACCACAAAGCUUGGAGAACUUAAUCAAAACUCAGCCAGACUAGAUAAGUCUACAGGAGAGGGGACCUUGCAUUGGACAGGAUCUGUGAGAACAGGGCUCCCCUUCUGUGGAUCUUAUAUUCCAACCCAAUUUAAAUUUUUGGUGCUCAUUUAAAAAAAAACAACAGGGAAAUUCCCAGUCCAAGAGUUUUGAUAUAUUAAAAAAAAGAAGUCAAGGCUGACAAUGUGCUUCAGUGGAAUCCAGCUUACGUGCAGGAACAAUGAUACACUAUUGUUACAAAACAUUUACAGUUUUAAAUUUUAAACGGACUGGAAAUGAGGUUAAGGGAUGCAGCCAAUUUCCCACCACUGUUGCUGCACCCACCCAACCUUCAGUUUAUCCACUAAUGUUUGGGAAAACAAAGAUUGGUCAAACUCUAGAUAGGAAAAGCUCAAGCCCUAUUAGUCAGUGUUUUGGUCCAAUGUGUUAUGGCUCAAAUUUGGGUGCUACUAUUAGAUACCUAAAUCCAUAAGUGACACCUGGGAAAAAAAGGCAUCUGAAAAUUGAGCCACAUAAAAUCAGAAGCUAUUUUUCAAAAUGUGGCUUCCUGACCUCUGGACCCAGGCUGAGAAUAUGUGUAAGUUGAAAGACAGUCCUAACCUAUGGUGGGUGGGGGGAGAGACAGACAUUUUCUUGAAAUCGACAAUUACAUCAGCUGAGAAUUUGAGCCUGAGUCUUUCGUUAACCAUAGCAAAAUUCAAGUUUCAUUCAAACCGAGGCCACUGUGCAAUUGAUCAUCCUUCUCCUGGUACUUUCCUAAAACCUGUGGUGUCUCCUGAAGUAGAAAGAUGCUGCUAACACAGUGGAAAAGAAUUAAAUCCCCAAUUCCGAAAGGUUUCAGAGGGGCAGCCGUGUUAGUUUGAUGAAGUGGGUUCUAGCCCACAAAAGCUUAUUCCCAAAUAAAUGUGUUAGUCUCCAAGGUGCCACAAGGCCUCCUUGUUGUUUUUGCCAGUUCAGAAAGGAAACAGUCAGAGAGCUGUUCGGAAAGCAGUGUAUGGAAUUCACUCAACAGCAUUCUUAUGUGAAGGUGCAGAUUGGAGGAACGAUAAAAGGUUAAAGAUCAUUUUAAAAAAUACUCCUUCCCUGUGAUGGUGGUCUAGGUAGCACAGGUAGCAAUGCCCAUAGUUAAGAUUGCCUGGCACAUACCAUUAUCAGACAAUGUUUUAAAUUGCUUAUAACUUUACCAAAUUUGGACCAUUUCAUUUGGGCUGAAAUUGCCCACAUGAGGUGGCUGCCUCUGGCUGACUUUUUUUUUGCACAUUUUCAGUUAAAACGGUUUGACCAUUUCCAAGGAUGAGAUUAGGGCUCGGGUUAUUAUAUAUCGACUGAAAUAACAUUAACAAUCAACCAUACGCUUCACUACUUAUCCUGUUGGUUUGAUCCUUGCGCUGAAUCCUGCUUGGACAAUGAGAGCACUAGUACGUUUUUUAAAUCUUGUUUCUCUGCUCAGUUUCACGUUGAGAUUCACUCUGCUGCCAUGUUGGGGUUGCAGACACCUCAGGGGAAGGUUUUUAAAUCCAAACCAAAAAUCUUUAAAGAAACAAAACAUCACAAAACCAUUUCUAUUAAUAUUCAGUUUUAUGAAAAGUAGGAGGCGGUUCGGUUGGGGUCAAAACCGUCUGACAGGGACCCUUCCAACUGGCCUGUCAGGAUACAUGCAGGGCUUCCAUGUAAACAUCCCCAAGGUGCUUCCUGUAGAUUGGCAUUGACUGACAUCUUUGGAAGUUCUGCCAAGUGCAAGCAGUCCAAGUCCGAUCUUCCCCCAAGUCUAGAAGAUGACAUUGCAACAGGAACUACUAGUUGUAAUGAAGAGCAGAACAGUCCGCUAACAGUUAUGAAAUUGUAUCUGUCUGGGUCUGGGACUUGUUGGAAUAUUGGCGUGGGGGCAGGGGAGUGUGUGAUUGAACAUAGCCAUCUGUGUAAGCGUGUCUGUGGGAGAGUGAUUGUAAUGGGUGGUCUUGAGCGUGUGUGUUUGAAAGAGAGAGAUUGUCCAUGGAUGCGUGUGAGUUUGUGUGUGUGUGUGUGUGUGUGUGUGUGUGUGUGAUAUCAUAUACUUGUCAGAGAAAGAGAGAUUGUCCAUGGUGUGUGUGUGUGUGUGAUAUAUACUUGUGUGUGUGUCAGAGAAAGAGAUUGUCCAUGGAUGCAUGUGUGUGUGUGUGUGUGUGUGUGUGAUAUCAUAUACUUGUCAGAGAAAGAGAGAUUGUCCAUGGUGUGUGUGUGUGAUAUAUACUUGUGUGUGUGUCAGAGAAAGAGAUUGUCCAUGGAUGCAUGUGUGUGUGUGUGUGUGAUAUCAUAUACUUGUCAGAGAAAGAGAGAUUGUCCAUGGUGUGUGUGUGUGAUAUAUACCUGUGUGUGUGUCAGAGAAAGAGAUUGUCCAUGGAUGCACGUGAGUAUCUGAUUGUGUGUGGGUGUGCACACGUGUACGAGAGUGUUACUUGCGGGGAGUGGGUGAGCGAGAGAGAUUAUUUAAAAGCAGCACUCUAUGGUAGCGAGAGCUUGCCACGCUCAAAAGAAACCCCAGUAACGGGGUUUUGACCUGCCUGGCAAGCAGACCCCAGUUCUAAGCUGCCUCUAGCUCUGGGAAAGAGCCUGUGCCCAGUUCUGGAGGUGACACGGGGAAGCACAGACUGUGCGAUGCCAGCACCACGGCCACCAGAGGGCUGCGUGACUUGCACUUUAAUUUUGUUUCCAACGCUUAAGACAAAAAAGAGAGAGAAGGAAAUGCAGAGGGCCAGGAACGAGUGUAUUGGGCAGCUCCUGCUUUGCCUCUCCCCAUUCACUGCCAGCACGGGGCAAGUACAUUCCUUGCUUGUACUGGGGGGAGGCCCCAGGAGACUCAGAGAAAUGAGGACUCCCCACUGUAGUGCGUGGAUCCUGCUGGCAUUGAAAGAGUUUAUUGCCCUACUCAUGUCUGACCUUCACCGUACAGUUUUGUCCAUAGUGCUUCCUAGGGUGCACCAUCAUUGGCUGAACUGGAUUUCACUGCUUUUGUGGCUUGCUUGCUUGUGUCCGUCUGUCAUCUCCUGGGCUGGGAUGGAUUUUCCAUCCUGCCAGCAGCCCCCUUGAAAUGAUCACCAGGACUCCUAGCUCAUCACACACUUGGAUGGCUUAGUGGCAUUUCUUGCAUUGAACCAGCAGCUAGUGGGCCCUCCUGGCUGUUGUGUGGGUUUCACUCCUGUGUCCUCUGAUGGUUUUAUCUGUGACUGAACUGCUGUAGCCAUGGAAAUUCCUAUGCGUGUUUGUCUGUAAUAAACUACAGCUGGUACUA
This is a messenger RNA of Mauremys reevesii (Reeves's turtle), 4918 nucleotides long. It is a transcript of the gene NT5C1A, whose product is annotated as 5'-nucleotidase, cytosolic IA. Bases 15 to 1127 code for a protein of 370 amino acids. The transcript has 6 exons. Gene Ontology annotation, molecular function: magnesium ion binding; 5'-nucleotidase activity; nucleotide binding. Gene Ontology annotation, biological process: nucleotide metabolic process; adenosine metabolic process. The record is from RefSeq and is a predicted model, not a curated record. Gene Ontology annotation, cellular component: cytoplasm; cytosol. Lineage: Eukaryota; Metazoa; Chordata; Testudines; Geoemydidae.